AGGCACGCGGGCCAAAGUCCUCAGAGGCCCUGCGGGCGGUGCCGAGACACCCGCGCGGCUGCAGGAGCCGCAGCUCGCACCCGCUGCAGCGCCCGCCGCAGUCAGCGCGCCCCGCGCCGCCUGCGUCCCCCACGCCCUGAGGGAGACCCCCCACCCCUCGCCUGCUCCAGCGGUGCGCGCCAUGGCCCCGCGCAAGAAUGCCAAGGGCGGCGGCGGCAACAGCAGCAGCAGCAGCAGUUCCAGCAGCCCGAGCACCUGCACCAGCGGCGGCAGCAGCAGCCCCGGGGCCCGGAAAGAGACAAAGCAUGGAGGACACAAGAAUGGGAGGAAAGGAGGACUUUCUGGAAGUUCGUUUUUCACGUGGUUUAUGGUCAUUGCAUUGCUCGGAGUCUGGACGUCGGUAGCUGUGGUCUGGUUUGAUCUUGUUGAUUACGAGGAAGUGCUGGGAAAACUGGGAAUCUAUGAUGCUGAUGGUGAUGGAGAUUUUGAUGUAGAUGAUGCCAAAGUUUUAUUAGAAGGACCUGGUGGGGUAGCCAAGAGAAAAACCAAGGCUAAAGUUAAAGAACUCACUAAAGAAGAGCUCAAGAAGGAAAAAGAGAAGCUUGAGUCAAGGAGGGAAAGUAAGCAUGAAGAGAGAAAAAGGGGCAAGAAAGAAAAGGAGGAUGACCGGAAGGAGAAGAAAAUUGCGGAUUCAGUUGUCUCCAGGAAAGAGUCUCCUAGGGUUAAAAAGGACAAAGACAAGGAGAAAGCGGGACUAGGUAAAGGUACUAAAGCCAAGGAAAAUAGGAAAAAAUCAACGAAUAUCAAGGAUUCUUCUGGUAAAGUGGCACCCAAAGACAAAGAUGAUAGAAAAUCAGGGAGAAGUUCUGCCAAACAGGCACACUUAGCAAAGGGGAGCAACGAGAAGAGAAAGAACUGAAGCUGCAGCAGCGUCCCAGGAAAUGGUAACAUUCUUCAUCGUGAUUUGCUGCUGAAGGGCAUAGAAAACUUGGUAUUGCUCUGGUUGGGGAAGAUGUGUCAUUUAGCCAUUGACUAUAUUUAUUGAUGCUCAACCAAGUAAAUUCUUUGAAAUUGAGGUAUCCGUCUCAUGCUUCGAAAUGUAAAAGAUGAAGCUUUAAAACAAUAUGUAAUAAAAAUAUGAUGUAGUAACGUCUGUUUUUAUUAACUUAUUGAUCGUGUAUCAGGUAAAUGUAUAUGUGUAAUAUGAAUUGUAAUGAUUUAUUAAUACAGAAUAUUUUCACUGGAGUUCAGCAAGAAUAUGAAAAUUUUAAAUAGUAUUUAUAUGCAGAGUGAUUUGUAAGUUUCAGGAAUGAUAAAUACUCAGGUAGGUAGGAGGUUACCACCUUCUCUGUUAGCUGUUGUCUUUCUUCCCUCCUUCGCCUUCCUGCUUUCCUGCUUCCCAUUCUUCUUCAACUACCCUUUUCCUUCUCCGCUUCCUUUCUCCAUCCCCUUUUCCUUCCCCCAGCUCUUCCCAGGGCAUCUCCUCCGGCUCUUGUGAAGUUGCCUGUGAGUCUCCGUCCCCAGGCCCAGCCAGUGCCAUCCCCCUCCCCCCGCCCCCCUCUCAGGGGGCUGCUCCUUCCUCAGGCUCUUCCCCAUUCAGCUCCUUUUCAUCUCUCCUCCUGGUCUUUUACCAUCUGCUUUACCUCCUUUUUCACCCCCCUGUGCUGCCUCACUCCUCACCCUGCCUCACCCACUCCAACCAUCCCUCCCCCACCUUCUCCUGUUGCCCAGUACUUAGUGUUCACUGUGUUCUGAGAAUUCUAGAAACAGUCCUGGAUAAAAGAGAGAAUUUUAUGUAGAAGAACAAUUUUAGAAUGCUUAUUUAUGACAUCUUUACAGACUCAGAAUAGUUAUAGAAAGGCUUUAAUUAUUUCAAAUUAGGAUAUACUUUCAUUUUAUAUCACAAUUUUUCAGUUAUAUUGGUGGAAUGGCAUAUAUUUUUCAUAUUUGAUUGUAUCAUACUUGUUUACCGUUUCUAAGGAGUUGCAAAUUUGAGAUCAAAAUUGAGUUCAGAAAACAUUUAAUAAAAUGAAGUUUCUAUAAGAAAUACAUUUCUACAAAUGGUCUGUGCUGUUCUACAUGAAGUCUUAAUUCUGUAACCGUGACUGCUGGUGAAAUUCAGUUACUGAAUUUGAGAAGAAUAACCUGAUUUGUUGUAACUGCAUCGUAAGUGCUGCCACAAAAUUUUUAUUUUAUUUUUAAAAUAAUUCUUCACCUUUUUCUUUGAAGAGCCUUUAAAAACAGAGAUUUUGGCCUAAUUAAAGAUAUUUCAAAUCAGAAGUGAGUAAGUGUUAAGUGCAAAUUUUCUAAAAGUAUUUGUGUUUUUUGUUUUUUUAAUAUGCUGGCACCUUUUACUGCUUAAAAUCAAGCACCUGGACAUUUAGUUGACAAAAAUUCCAACAGACAUAAUAAAAUUAUCCAGCAAGGGGGCAGGCCUAGAGAAUAUCUAGUCUAAUAUCUCUAAUCCAAUCCUAUCAUUCUGUUGUGUAAAAACUGAGUCCCAAAGAAAUUGUCACAUGGGUUAACUUGGGGCUUCCUAUGUUGAUCAGUCCGGAUUUUAUUAUUUUUAUAGUUUGAUUAUAGGAGCACAGUAAACCACAGUGAAUUUUAUGGCUCAUUUGGUGGCAAAUACAGGGGCCCUGGCUUGAGGUGAGUAGAUCCCAAGUACAGACCUGUAAUCAGCUGUUUCCUCCUAGCUCUCUUCUCAAAUCUUGACCCUGCUGAUUUCUACUUGACUUUAUUCUAUGUGGAGGUGCUACCACUUGAUGAGGAAGGUGGCCCUCUGGGGGCCCCAGACACAUUUUUCUAGUUUAGCCAUCCUUGUACAAAGAUGCAGUUUUCUGGGCUGGCCCUGGGGGAUUCUGGCUGUCCUGGUUAGGCCUGGAAGCAUCUGUGACCAUUCCUGUAAUCGGGGGACAGACUGGCUCCUGUGCACAAAGCUUUGGGUGUGGGUUGAGGGAUUCCCUCUCAAACCACAUGAAAUGCUUCCUGCAGGAAAGAGUUUCUGGGAGAAGAAGAGGGAGACUCUGAGAACUGGACAGAACGAGAAGCAAAACUAUAUCCACCGACCACAUAAAAUUACAAUCUUUAAAAAAUAUAUACUGAUGUUAGGUCUUGCUAAGAUAAAUAGAUUGAGUUUUUAAAUUUAUGUAUCAAAUUUUAAGUGUUAAUUUCUGUACAGAUGACUUUUUUUUUUUCUCCCUUGUAGAGAAGGGCAGCAAAUUAUAAUGACCUUUACUGAGGGCAUUCUAAUAAUUUUUACUUUGGUUUUUGAAGGACAGUCAAUGGCUGUGGGGCAUAAAGUACAUAAAUGCUAAAUUCUAAGAAAUUAGUGAAAAAAAUUUAGACUAACCCUAAUCAGCGUAAGCAUAUAAGCAUUAUCUGUUGCUAUUUAAUAAAGCGCCUGGAAAUAUUUUAGUUCUAUCAUUGAGUUUCCCUUUGAAUAACAACUCAAGAAUUGAAUUGAAACUUCUGUCCUAAAAUAUUAAAAAUAUUUCAAGAGCUCUUGAGAACUGGGAAUUGGCUUACUUUCUUUUUUUUCUUUCCUUCCAUUUUCUUCAGUAAAUAAAGGUUUCAACUGAAUUUUAUUGAAAUUGAGGUGACACUUUACUCAGAUGCAGUUUUUUACUGUUCACCUAAAAAACUUAGUGGAAAUAUGCUUUUGGUCAUGAUUAAUGGGUUAAAAUUAUGCUUGCUUUCUCAGUUUUACUUACUUUUUUAUUCAGUAUGUAGUUAUUUCUAUAUUCUGCUGCUUCAUAUUUUUAUGUAAGGAUAAUUAAAACCAGAAAGGUCACCUUUUUGAAAUGUCAACUAAAAACAGGGACAAAAAUUAUAUAACUUGAAGUAGUUGGGAGUCAGAAAAAGUCCUGAAAAGUGAAAAUUAAAUACUGAGUAUAAAUGUAUUUUGUUAUAUCACUAACAUUACUUAAGCUACACUAAGAGAUGAUGCAUAGAAUUCUAAAAAAUGACAUUCUUGGCAUAAUUUUCCUUUGUAUAACAUUUCCCAUGUGAGUAGCAGUCAUCGUAAAGACGGUCAGUUGUACAAAAAUAUUUGAGAGCUCAUCAGUUUUUCCAGGAAUCUAUUAUCCUAUAGUGUUCAGAAUACUUUCUUUGGAAGAACUUUAUAAUCAUUGAUAUUUUUCCUUCAGUUGUGAUUUGUAAUUUCUGUGUUUUCAUUGGUUAAUGGCUUUGUGUGUGAAUUUCAGUUAUUUCUAACAUCGCUUGUAAUCAACUAUUCGCAAUCUUAUUUUUUUCAAGAUUUUCAGUUUUACUUUAUGGAUGAUUUGCAUUGUGUAUAGGCGGUCCCACAGCAUUUCAAAAUGAGGGAGAGACUGGUAAAGAAAUUGACAUAAAUCUGUUAGCAUGAAAGUUUGAAUUAAUCCCGGGGAAUUAAUUCUGCCAGAGAUUGGCUCAUAGAGAGUAUUUUGUAGUGUUAUGGCCUGUGUAGCCAUCCAACUUUGUAACUUCAGAGGUUCUCAUAAUGAUUACUUGGGUAGUAGGGACUCUCUGUAUAUACUUCCAUUAGAAAACAAAGAACGAGAGCAAACAGGUAUGAUUUUAAAUGUUAACGGUUUGGGAAUUCCCUGGCGGUCCGGUGGUUAGGACUCUGUGCUUCAGUGCAGGGGGCACAGGUUCCAUCCCUGGAUGGGGAAGUGAGGUCCCACAUGCCGCACGGCCAAAGGAAACAAAAUUUUUUUAGUGAUUUAAGUUAACUUAAAUGUCAUUUUCCAUGAAAUGGGUCUGCUGAUUUGGUCUGUGUCUGCAGACUUUUAUUCCUUUCUCCUGUGUCUUCCACUGUUCCUUCUGUUAAUGCCCCUUGGUAACAAUUCUCCAAAUCGGUUACUCAGUCCACCAUAAAAUGCAUCUUGGAAAUGCUGGUUUUUCUCUCCUUUCCCUCGAGGUGAUUGUGCGUGAGUGGCUGGUACGUUGUUAGCGCUCGUGCUUCCCUUUCUUUUGUCAGAAUGGUGGCAAUAAUUCUACCAAGUUGUUUCAGUCAGUUGUUAAAAGUCUGGAAGCACUGUGGCUAUGAUUCCCAUUCCUUUUAUCAACAGAUUGUGAGACAAAUAGUUAAGUUCUUUAUUCUUUGUAACUAACGUAUCAUUGUAAAAUGGGUGUACUGGGUCCUACUUUGUUUUACUGAGAUCAUUGAACGGGCAAAUAAAAGUAAUUCUAAAUGUUACAUAUGUAUAAAACUGCAAGAAUGCUUAGUUAUUUAAAGGAUACUGCUACAACAUGGAAACACAAGAUGUGAAAUGUAAAGCCUAGAAAAAAGUUAUGAAGAAAUAAAGUGUAGUCUUAAGUA
Molecule: messenger RNA, 5302 nt
Organism: Lagenorhynchus albirostris (white-beaked dolphin)
Lineage: Eukaryota; Metazoa; Chordata; Mammalia; Artiodactyla; Delphinidae
Gene: ASPH
Product: aspartate beta-hydroxylase
Exons: 5
Coding region: 182-919 (245 amino acids)
Biological process (GO): peptidyl-aspartic acid hydroxylation
Cellular component (GO): membrane; endoplasmic reticulum
Molecular function (GO): protein binding; peptidyl-aspartic acid 3-dioxygenase activity
Source: RefSeq, a predicted model, not a curated record